AUGGCAUCAGCCUCGACACUUCCGGGGUUGUUAGACACCUUAAGUCAAUCACUAUCGUCAGCUCUCGAAGCUACACCAAAACUGUCCGGGAUAGAGCCACAGAAGGACGGUUUAUCUCUACUCGAUGUCAAGAAUGAGCUUCUACUCUCCUACCUCCAGAACCUAGUCUUUCUCAUCCUCCUCAAAAUCCGCCAGUCACGGAAUGGAAACUCAGGUAAUGCCGAUAGUUCCUCCUCUUUGGACGAUGCCGUCGUUAAGAAGCUUGUUGAGCUGCGGCUUUACCUCGAGAAAGGUGUUCGCCCCCUCGAAGACAAAUUACGCUACCAGAUCGAAAAAGUGUUGCGCGCUGCAGACGAUGCAGAGCGGAAUGCGAAAGCUCUAGAGACAGCAAAGAACACCGAGAAGGAUGGAUCGGGCUCAGAGUCUGAAUCUGGUAGCGAUGAGGAAAGCGACGAGGAGAAUGAACACGAAGAUCAAGGGCGAAAGAUCUCAGACUUGCAGUAUCGUCCUAAUUUAUCUGCUUUCGUACGCCCUGCGGCUGCUGCAGCUCCUACAACAAAGAAAGACACGAAUGGUGUUUACCGACCGCCUAAAGUCGCACCGACCGUGAUGCCAACAACAGAGCGCCGCGAGAGAACGGACCGCAGAGCACUGAAAUCUGCCACUAUGGACGAAUACAUCGCCGAUGAGCUCUCCGCUGCUCCAAUGGCUGAGCCAAGUAUUGGUACAACUAUCGUUCAGGGUGGUCGGAAGACCAAGACAGCCUCGGAGCGAAAGGCAGAAGCAGAGAGACUAGAGUAUGAAGAACGGAACUUCGUGCGACUACCGAAAGAAAGCAAAAAGGACCGUGCCCAGAAAGCAAAGAUUGAGGGUCGAAGAGGGCGUAUGAAUUUCGGAGGUGAAGAGUGGAGAGAUCUCGGCGCGGGAGUGGAUAGGAUCAAUCGCUUGACCAAGAGCAAGGGAGCCGGCGGCGGGACGAAGGCCCUCCUCGAUAAGAGUAGAAAGAGGGGCUUCGAGACCGUGGAUGGCCCACGAGGAAGUGGCAGCGCUGGUGUGGAAAUAGGCGACAGAUUUCAAAAGAGACUGAAGACGCUUGAGCGUGGCAGAGGAAAGAAACGAUGA
Molecule: messenger RNA, 1122 nt
Organism: Phaeoacremonium minimum UCRPA7
Lineage: Eukaryota; Fungi; Ascomycota; Sordariomycetes; Togniniales; Togniniaceae
Product: putative sas10 utp3 c1d family protein
Exons: 1
Coding region: 1-1122 (373 amino acids)
Biological process (GO): maturation of SSU-rRNA from tricistronic rRNA transcript (SSU-rRNA, 5.8S rRNA, LSU-rRNA)
Cellular component (GO): nucleolus; small-subunit processome
Source: RefSeq, a predicted model, not a curated record